UGGAGAGAGAGCCAUCUUGUGCUGUGCCCGUUUGUGGAUUUGAAAUUGGAGAUAGGGGUUGCACGCUGGUUUUCUACAACCACGGUGUCUGCUGUUCCGACAUCCAUUACUCCUCUCGACUGGUAGUACUUUCUCUUCCCAAGGCCAGAAUGUCAACUCCGGCCAUAUCUGACUAUCUGACGAAGCAACUAUCCAUUGAGAGGAACGUCGUAACCUACCGUUCGCUGAGCAGACAGUUCUCAAUACACGUGAAUACCGCGAAGAAGGAACUAGCCGCAUAUCAUCAUGAGGCGCCAUACAAGUCUCUGCGUUCUGCUGCCACAUUCAUUCUAAGUGGGACGCCAAGGAGGAGUUCAAGCUACAAGUAUGAAGAUGACGAUUAUGAUAUGGACGCGGCGAACAACAUAGAAGAGGAGUAUGAUGAUAGUGAAGACGUGCCGCAAACGCACAUUACAAUCGUGAAUGAGAGAGAUCUUGAAGGUGCCAAAGCUGCAUACGACGAAAUUCACUCAAUACAUGUGUACAGCCUAUCGCCGGCACCCCUCCAUGAUGCAGGCUUUAUUUGCACUCCUACGGAAUUCAUACGGAAGACGGAUGUAGAUAAAGGUCCGGAAUACUCUGCUGUCGUGGGCCGUAUUGUAGGCAAGGGAAUCAAAGUAGGUGCCUCAAAGAGAGGACGAGGCAGAAUGGCUUCCGGAGGCCCGGUGGCUGGUCCUUCCAAACUCAAGAAACCUCUUCUUCCUGCGAAACCACCAUCCAAGUCGGAGUCAACCGCUCCUGCCCCUGCCCCGGCGGAGAGGCCCAAAGAGAAACCCAAACCCAGUGGGAAGCUCGAUUUCCUUAAGAAAGCUAAAGAACCAGUGGUCGAAGUCAAGAAAGAAGAGUCGACGGCUGAUACGAAGAGGAAAAUGUUCUUCUCCAAACCAGUCGCGAAAGAGCCAGCUAAGGAGCCCGCUGUGAAGGCACCUUCGCGAGCCCCUAGCGUUGCAAGUGUGAAGGCAGAGAAAGAAGAGCCUUCGAUACCUCCAAAAGAGCAUGCGCCAGCUCCGGGAGGCAUCAAACGAAAAUCUUCCGUCGGACUCGAGUUACGAGAAAGGACACCAGAGAAUCCUGCCAUUACGAAGACAGACGGUGGUGCACGCGUCAAGGGACGCGUCGUGCUUUCUGACGAUGACGACUCGGAUGCACCUGUGAAACCACCACGUAGGAAAGGCAAGGCCACCUAUAGGAGUGCAAGCAUGGACCACUCAGAAGCUGAGCGUGCAGCUAUCGCGUUGAUGGAAAUCGAUGAUGGCCUUGUCGAGCGUGCCUCACAUGCGCCAUCAACCGUUAUAAGCAGCGAAGACGCGGAUGACACAGAAGAAAGCAUGCAACAAGAUGAGGAUGUUGCCAUGGCUGAACCCGAUGAACCAGUUGUGAAACCAAAGACGAAGAGAAAACCCAAGGCGGUGAUUCCAGUUGGGAAGAACGGCCUGAAGAAGAGAAAGGUGACAAAAACCAGAAAGGCACUGGACGGCAACGGUUAUAUGGGCACGGAAGACUAUUCAGAUUGGGAGUCUGUGGAUGAUGAUGCUGAGCCCGAACCGCCUGUUCCAAAACCCAAAACAAAGAAAUCGAUCGCUGUCAAAAAGGAAGAUGAGAACACCGACAUCCCACCCGCGAAAGAAAAGUCCAAAGAGAAGGGGCCUAUACCGGUGAAGAAAACCGCAGCCAAACCUGCUCCAGCUACGAAAUCAAAACCAGCUGCGAAGGCAGCAGGCGGCAAGCAGCAGAAGCUCAAUUUCUUUGGGCCGACGAAGAAGACUUGAA
Molecule: messenger RNA, 1809 nt
Organism: Cyclocybe aegerita
Lineage: Eukaryota; Fungi; Basidiomycota; Agaricomycetes; Agaricales; Hemipholiotaceae
Source: the annotation of a GenBank genome assembly